AUGCAACAUCAAUACGUUUGGUCUCCUGACAUCGUUCGUCAAUUGGAGAACAAAGCCUACAGACCACGUGCUCCUGACGAACAGUAUUCGUCAUUGCCACUGGAAAAUGCUCGCUUAAUGAAGUCGGGAGGAUUCGGAUUCCAUGACGGAGGCAGACAGGCACUGCCACGUCUUCCUACCGAAGAGGUGUGCCUUUGCACCCCGAAGGCAUGGCAGCGGUUUCCGGAAACGAAGCUCGCAGUCGCGAACGUCGACACUGUCACAGCUUCCCUGGCACUGAACAACGCAUGUGCUCUGAACUUUGCAAAUGCGGUACAUCCAGGAGGGGGCUACUUGCAUGGAGCUCGCGCACAAGAAGAGGACCUGUGCCGAUUGCUGCCACAGCUGCACCCGGCCCUGGUGGAUGCCCAGGAACAGGGUCUGUACCCCUUGAAGCCGGAUGCCGUGCUUCUCACGCGUGACCUGCUGGCAGUUCGAGAGCCCGGCAGCUACAACCUGAGGGGUUCUUUGGGAACCUGCUCUGUAAUCACUGCUGCGAUGCCCAACGGCUCCUUGCCUGAAUCCAAGGAUGCCCCAUGCCGCGAACACAAGCAUGCACCUCCUCUGUCACGACAAGAAUUCGUGCUGUUCUUCAUGCGGCGCACCGUGGUCGAUUGCCAGAGUUCCAUCACAGUUAGUAUGCCAGUGGAGGUCACGGUGGUGUUUUCUCAGUUGAUGUGCGUUCUGCCGGCCAAGUCAGCGGUCCGGGCAUGCCAAUCUUGUCCUCGGCUGUUCGCCCAGCAGCUGGCUUCUCCUGACUUUCGCGGUGCUUUCGAUACUGUCGUCUUUGCAAUCAUUGACCCGCGGGGUGAUGGAAAUUUGCGUCCCUUUCGAGAGGUGCUGCAGACACUGGGCGAACGUUCCGAGAUCAAUAUGUGCACGGCGAGCAUUCGCGACGGCGCUGGCUGA
Symbiodinium sp. CCMP2456 is the source of this 948-nucleotide messenger RNA. The record is from the annotation of a GenBank genome assembly. NCBI's taxonomy places the organism in Eukaryota, Dinophyceae, Suessiales, Symbiodiniaceae.